AUGUUAUGUCAUAAAGCCUUGCAUGUAUCUUUCCGUAGAUACUCUAGCUCAUUCAAAAACUCAACUGUUUUAAGGAAACCAAAUUUUGAUUUGAAGAAUAUUAUUAUUAAUAGCGAAAAAUAUAAAGAUGCAAUAAUUCGAAGAAAUACUCCAGAAUUGAUCCAGAGUCUUGAAUAUGUGGUAACUCGCAGACCAAUUGAAAUCGAGUUAACUAACAAAAUCAAUACUAAAAAGCAUGAAAGAUCAAAGCUAAGUGAAGUUAUGAAAGAACUAAAAAGUAAUGCACCAAUAGAGAUAAAGGAAAAAUUAGCUAAAGCUAAAAGUGAGUUGAAAUUAUUGGAGACUGAACGUGAUGAAUUGUCUCAAACUAUACAUGAGCAUGCCGAGUCCCUUCCUAAUUUACUUGAUGCUACAGUACCUAAGAACACAUUAGAAGGUGAUAUAGUAAAGUUCAUAAAUUGUGCAUCGGAAGAAGAUGCAGAAAGAUCCAAACCGAAGUCUAAACUUGAUCAUAAGAGUAUUGGAGAAAAGUUAAAUAUUAUGAAUUUCAAUACUGCAGCAAGAGUUUCUGGAUCAUCUUGGUAUUAUCUUACUGGAGAUGGUGCUUUGUUGGAGCAAGCAUUGAUUCAGUAUGGUUUUUCAAAAGCUCGUGUAAAUGGAUAUACUAUGGUUACCCCUCCAUCAAUUGUAAAGAAUGAAAUCGUUAAUGCAUGUGGUUUCAAGCCUAAUGAUCAGAAUGGAGAGCAGCAGGUGUAUCAAUUAACUAAUGACAAUUUGUCUUUAAUAGGUACCGCCGAAAUUCCAUUAGGUGCUUAUCAUUCAUCUUCGACUUUUCCUUCAACACAGAAUUAUCCUAUAAAGUACGUAGGUGUAUCUAGAUCCUUUAGAGCGGAAGCUGGUGCUCGUGGGUCGGAUACUAAAGGGUUAUACAGGGUCCACGAAUUUACAAAAGUCGAAUUAUUCCAUUUUACAACGCCAGACAAGGCUUCGCAAGAACUAGAAGAUAUCAAGAAUUUUCAAAUUAGCAUAAUUGAGGAUUUAGGUUUGAGUGCAAAAAUGAUAAAUAUGCCAAGUUCAGAUUUAGGGGCUCCUGCUCUAAAGAAAUUUGAUUGUGAAGCAUGGAUGCCUGGAAGAAAAGGAUGGGGUGAAUUAACAAGUUGUUCAAAUUGCGGGGAUUAUCAGUCAAGGAGAUUAGGUAUUAAAUAUGAAGAUAGUAAGGAUGAAAAUAAAUUAAAAUACAUUCAUACGUUGAAUGGAACUUGCGUCGCCGUACCCAGAUUAAUUGUUGCUAUAAUAGAACAAUUUUAUGACCCAGCUACUGAAUCCAUCUUAAUUCCAGAAGUUUUAAGACAAUACAUGGAUGGCAAAGAGAGAAUUUAUCAAAAUUAG
Debaryomyces fabryi is the source of this 1389-nucleotide messenger RNA. RefSeq names its product putative serine--tRNA ligase. The record is from RefSeq and is a predicted model, not a curated record. Lineage: Eukaryota; Fungi; Ascomycota; Pichiomycetes; Serinales; Debaryomycetaceae. The coding region runs from base 1 to 1389 and encodes 462 amino acids. The transcript has a single exon. Gene Ontology annotation, cellular component: mitochondrion. Gene Ontology annotation, biological process: mitochondrial seryl-tRNA aminoacylation. Gene Ontology annotation, molecular function: serine-tRNA ligase activity; ATP binding; tRNA binding.